AUGGUUGAUCAAAGAACUAUGGAGAAAUAUGAAAGGGAAGCAAAGGAACAAAAUAGAGAAUCCUGGUAUUUAUUGUCAUGGGCUCUUGAUACAAACAAAGAAGAAUGUGCAAAGCUAUUUAAAUGUUCUUCAUCAUUAUGUACAAUUCUUGACACGCCAGAUCAUAAAAACUUUGUCUCAAGUAUGAUUGGUGGUGCAUCUCAAGCAGUAUUAGCUACAACAUCAGGUGUAAAUAGAUUAAUUAUCGCUAUUAGUAAAAUGGAUGAAGCAACUGUUAAUUGGUCGAAAGAAAGUGGUCCAUCGUUAUUAGAAUAUGCAAACAUUAGGCAGAAAAAUCAAUACAACAUUAGCGAUUCCUAUCAUGGAAAAUACAAGACUUAUUAUGAGGGAUUCAUGGAAGAUAGCAAAGAACUUGUAAUAAUGAGAAAAGGUAGUUUACAUUUCACUAUUGACAAGGUUCGCUGUCUAGAUUUAUGGGAGAUCACUUGUAAAGAAAUUAGGAACUCUUUUAAGUUAAAAUUUCCAAAAAAAUUUCAAUUAUCAUGUUGA
Entrophospora candida is the source of this 549-nucleotide messenger RNA. The record is from the annotation of a GenBank genome assembly. NCBI's taxonomy places the organism in Eukaryota, Fungi, Glomeromycota, Glomeromycetes, Entrophosporales, Entrophosporaceae.